Messenger RNA from Colletotrichum acutatum, 1249 nucleotides. RefSeq lists its product as uncharacterized. The transcript has 5 exons. The coding region runs from base 303 to 1217 and encodes 304 amino acids. The record is from RefSeq and is a predicted model, not a curated record. NCBI's taxonomy places the organism in Eukaryota, Fungi, Ascomycota, Sordariomycetes, Glomerellales, Glomerellaceae. Gene Ontology annotation, molecular function: riboflavin reductase (NADPH) activity; biliverdin reductase [NAD(P)H] activity.
ACGCCGGCCACUCGGACUCUUUGCCCGACCCGAGGAACCUUUACGAGUGGCUCGUACUCGACACCCUCAGCUUCUGUGUGACACCACCUGAGAUGUUCGAAUCGGGUUUCUAUAACGGUAUUACGGAAUUACGAACUGGUAGUGGUCGCUUGGGGAGAUGCGUCAAACAUCCGAGGUACAAUGUUUGGAUCAAUGCUCCAAUCCUCACCACCAUAAGUAUGCAUAUCUAGUGCCCAAGCUGCUCGUCAACCACAUACACCUCCCAAAAUUUAUCCUAACCUCUGCCGUCCCAAUCACAAAAGAUGACCUCAAAAAAACUCCGCGUCGCAGUCAUAGGCCCCAAAGGCCAAGCAGGAAGCUGCGUCGUAGACGAGCUCCUCACGCGAGGCCACGCCGUCGUCGGUGUCUCCCGGAACCCCCCAAAGCAAUGGAAACACGGCGCCGACGACGGAUCCUACGCCUCAGCAUCGGUAGAUAUCUACACCGAGCAGAAGAAGCUCAUCGGCGUCUUCUCGUCAGACUUUGACGCCAUCGUGUGUGCCUUUGGGCCCAGCUUGGCGAGCCUGGAUACCGUGUACGAGGAAGGCGUCGAGGCGCACGGGAGGAUGAAGACGGCGCUGUUGGCUUCGACGCAUGAGGGCCCCUUUAUUAUUGUUGGUGGAGCGGGAUCUAUCCACGUCGCAAACCGUCUUCAACUUACGGACCAGAAGGACUUUGCGUAUAGCUGGUGGUGGACUUGGCCCGACGAGCACCUCGACUACAUGACUGCUCGAGGCCUGGACCACGGAAGCCGAUUCAUCAGCGUAGUCGCCGUGUUGAUGAAAUGGAGCAGAAGUCACAUCCAGCGACCGAGAGUCUACUCCUGGCUUCUCAGACCAGUCACGUAUCUGGUUCAGCGCUGGCUCAGGCGAUGCAUGACAGACAGGAAGACCAUAUCUCUAAUCACCAUGUGUCGGAUGGCCUUUACAAUGUGGAACGGCGUCACUGAAAAGUCGUGGUCCUUCCUCUCGCCCCCAGGUCUAUUGCGUGAUAAGGGUGUUCGGACUGGACACUACAAAGUCUUCAUCGACACGCCCGAGGAUCCGGCAACAGAGGCAGCGGAGAAUGGAAUCUACAAUGAGGAUAUGGCUGUUGCCAUCGUUGACGAAGUGGAGAACAACAAGCUUGCGUUCAAGCAUUGGAGCUGUACGGGGCCUAUUGGGCUGCGUAAGUGGUAGUUAGUUGAGCAAGGUUUCUCGCCAAUUCACAA